AUGAGCCAUUCCCGUCGGUCGUCCACCAUCCCCUUCGCGUCAGGAGACGCCCCAAGCGCGCCGCCUCUGCCGGCUCCACGACCACUCCAACGAGCUCGAGAUGCAGCAACACGUCUCUUUGGGUACAGCUCUCGCGCCCCGAGUCCUGAAGAAGAUGACAGGAUUCCCUAUGGCGGCGGACCUAGAUUCGCCGCCUUGAGCGCGACACAAAAUGCAUCAGCUUCCCACAGAACCGGACUAGAGAUUAACACCAUCGCCAUUAACGAAUCUGGCACGCACGCCUUACUAGGAGGAAAGGAGAUCUUCAAGACCGUGAAGGUCGAGGACGGUACCUGCGCAGAAGAAGUGAACCUUCGAAGCGCUAUUAGAAGCACGCCCACCCAGGCAUCCGGCAAGGCUCGACAGAUCUACUCGAUCAACAUCGCCGAUGUGGCUUGGGCGAAAGGUGACUCUGGUGACUAUGUUGCUGCGGCUACGUCGUCGGGCAAAAUCAUUCUAUAUGAUCUUGGUCAUGCUGGACUCCAAGCAGCUCAGCUGCAUGAGCACGCCCGCCAGGCAAGCAUUAGAAUGUGUGCACAAGUGCGCGACGUACGACUUGCCAACACGCUGAAGAGCAAACACAAAUACUCAGGGCAAGCGGAUGGAAUCCGCGAUGUCAAGUGGAGCCCGACCGAGGGAGUCGACUUCGCCUUUGGCACUGACAGUGGAUGGAUUCAGAGGUGGGAUUUGCGAAACAUGAAAACAGCAAAGGUUAAGAUCCCAGCGCACGGCGUGACAUGUAAUGCUAUCGACUGGCAUCCAGAUGGGAAACACAUAGCAAGCGCAAGUGCUGACAAGACUGUGCGUGUCUGGGACUUCUCCACCGCGCGAAGGCAGAAGGCCUCGUGGGAGGUCAGAACGCCCCACCCAGUGCUGAAUGCACGAUGGCGUCCAUCCUGCGAAUCUUCUCAAGCCUACGACAAUGGUGCAAGACACUGUACGCAGUUGGUCACAGCGUACGAUCCCAGCCAUCCUGUGCUGCAUGUCUGGGACCUCCGAAGGCCAGCCCUGCCCUUCAGAGAACUUACGACCUAUCCCUCAGCACCGAGCGAUCUUCUGUGGCACUCACAAGAUCUUCUUUGGACCGUGGGCAGAGAAGGUGUAUUCCUCCAGACUGACAUACAAUAUGCUACGAAAACCAUCACGAAGAGGAACCUGCAAGCCAUCUCUGUCUCGCCACAAGGUGAAGUCAAUAUAGCCACCACAAGACGCUGGUGCCGGCGGUCUUUCGAAACGGACCAAACCCAGCCAGCACCCCAGCGCAGGCGCAUCGAUCUCAACCAGACUCCGGAUCACAGUGGUCUUAGCCGCAGUUGGGCUGAUGACAGUGUCGAUCACUCGUUCUUGAGUAUAUCGCCGGAAAAGCUCAGUAGAGAGCCGUCAGUCAAGUCGAGGACUCAGUCGCUGAGCAUGACAACCAUGAACGAUGAGGCUCAUGCUCAGCUGUCCACAGCAUACCUCUCCGACGUGCUGUCCGGCCGGCGCUCUUUUCGACCUUCGCAGGCUGCUUGUCGUGGAUUGCUGCAGAUACGCAAAGACCCGCAAGCGUUCAAGUACCUUGCGCAGCAUCUGAGUCUCGACCUACGGCCUGCUCUGCUCGAAAAGGACUUCCUCGCUGCUUUCCGAACGCUAGUGGAGUCAAAUGCCAAGUGUCUCGAAGCAUUGGAUCUUUUCAGGCUGGCUCAAAGUUGGCAAAUCGUGAGUUUCAUCAUGACAGAUCACCUUCAAGAACGCCACAGAUCAAAGCAGCAGCAGCUUCUAGGAGGCGAGAAAACAGGGAAGAAGAUUACGCAUCGCUCCGUCUUUCGCGACAUCGCGAGCAAAAGCGUAGCCGGACCAAUGCGAUCACCAGCUUCAUCACCUGCUGAUAUAAAACCUGUGUCCUCGAUCGCGCAGCAAUUGGCCAUCUCUGAAAGCGCCUCCGAACAACGAACGCCUCAAGCACAACCUCGGCAGGAUGGAGUAUCUGUUACUGUCCCUGAGGAGAAGAAUCAGCUGACGCUGCCAACUUUCGCCUUAUUGCAGAGACCAUGGCCUCGUUCUCCCUCCACUCAGCAAGUAGAGGAAAACGAAGUUCCACUUACAAGGCGAAAUCUCGACGGACUUCAGGAGCAACAACUCUCGAACAGUGUCAACAGAAGAGACAUGGUUCAUAGAUGGAAUACUCAGCCCAAGGAACCACUGUCUUUGGAAUCGGCGGACAAAAAUGGUGUCUGGAUUCAGCCGAAGCUGCAGAAACACGACAGCAACGAGUCGUUUGCAUUUCUAGCUGAGUCGUCAGACUCGAGGGACCCUUCGUUCCCGUCAUCCUUCAACAGCAACGAAUCCAUCUCUGGGCCAUUGCGAAUGGUAGCUGAACGUCCAGCUGAACGUCCAAGCCGCACACGACUGAAAAAUGACGCAAGCAUGGACGGCGUCGAGGCAUUCAAUUUCUUUGCGAAGCCCGAUGCGGCUAUCGCGAGGACAGCUACUCUAGGGCGGACCAAGUCGCGCACUGCUAAUAAUACUAUUGCUCUAACCAACGGAGACGCCGGAAACGACGCAAGCCAUGGACCGUCGGGCGCACCGCAAACAUCUUACUUCCAACACAUCGGACCCGGAUCGUACCCGGACGAAAACGGCAUAUCUCCUCUGGCUGAGGUUCAACCACCAUCGCCGCAGCUGCAAGUACCAGACAUUCAGGCGAUCGAAGAGAAAUUUUCAGCAAGACACGAGAAGACAGGCGGUGUCCGUGACAACGGUAUCGUCCGCUGCUCAUCAGAGAAGCCUGAAGCUCACGACAUCACCCACGAAUUGGAAUCUGUGUUCCUGCCAGAGGACGGUGAUGCCGAUGUGGAGCUGGGUAAACCAUUCCUGCUGAGAGAUGUUGUUCAAGAAAUGGCAUCUGGCUACGCACGAAAGGGCAAUGCACAGAGCGCAGCAGCUCUGUAUCUGCUCCUCGGACCGCUUCUCCCACGCACACAUCCUCUACCUGCCAACGAAACCGAGGUCACUGCAUCGGCAUGCAUCGAAAGCUUGAAAUUGGUGGGCUUUGACCAGGACGGUGUUGAACAGGUUCUGCUUGGUUACGUCGAUGCCAUUGUCAGUUCCGGCCUGCAGCCGCUGCAGGUUGAGGCUGUGCUGGAGGCGUACCACGAUCAACUGUUGAGCCAACAACUGUUCGACGAAGCGGCAGAACUAAGAAAGCUUUCGUACCCGGUGCACGUAGGAGUCUACGACCAGGCGCUCAAAGACAACUACAUUCAUCUCAAGUGUGGCAGCUGCGGGAAGCCGCUCGUCAAUGGCAUGUCGAAGCUGCUUUGCGAGACAUGCAAUACCAAACAACUCCCGUGCCCGGUCUGUUGGUGCGACCGCAGCCCGCUCGCUCGGGAGGGUCCAGCAUUGGCCGGCAUCGCGCAUGUGUUUACGACCUGUCUGCUCUGCAAUCAUUCCGGUCAUGCGACGUGCCUUCAAGUGUGGUUCCAAGAGUCGGGAGAAGGCGAUGGCGGUUGUCCGAUACCAGGGUGCCUCUGUGAUUGCGUUGCCGGUAGUUGGCGGGCACAGAAGACGGCUUUGGCGGAGAAGAAGCGUCGGUCCAGAGAUCACGGCAGGGUCAAGAGUGAUGAGUGGCCUGCUCAAGCCAACAGAGCCGUUGAGAAGACGAGGAGUGUGCUCGCUCCCCGAAGUGUCAAGAGCAGUCGGUCUGGUUCUGGGACCUGA
Saxophila tyrrhenica is the source of this 3738-nucleotide messenger RNA. It is a transcript of the gene RTC1, whose product is annotated as SEA (Seh1-associated) complex subunit. The coding region runs from base 1 to 3738 and encodes 1245 amino acids. Gene Ontology annotation, molecular function: protein binding. The record is from RefSeq and is a predicted model, not a curated record. Lineage: Eukaryota; Fungi; Ascomycota; Dothideomycetes; Mycosphaerellales; Extremaceae. Gene Ontology annotation, cellular component: cytosol; GATOR2 complex; vacuolar membrane. Gene Ontology annotation, biological process: positive regulation of macroautophagy; positive regulation of TORC1 signaling. The transcript is spliced from 3 exons.